GGAAAUGUAUAAAUAAACAUAAUUCAUUGCCAGGUGUUACAGAGAACAUGAGUUGAAGCCAGGUAUCAGCAUUCACAAUGUUAAUUAAUUAGAGAACAUUUUAAAUCCCUCUCGGUGUGAGAAUUAAGAUUCAAAAUUGACCGAGUAAUCCUAUCACAUGCCUUUUUCCCCAGUCAUCUUCUACAUAUAUUCUGCUGACUAUUACUCUUCAAAGAGGAAAUGAAACCCGCUAAUUCCUUUUAAUGAAAAGCAACAACAUACUGUAAGCACGCACACCAAUCGCCACCAUACUGAAGCAAAAACCUUCACUGUCAAUACUGAAUGUGUUGACACUUCCAAAAGAAAUAGGCCAUGGACAAAAAUGAGAUUUGGUCAGCAUUUGUUCUGUCAAAAUGCCCCUUAACAAUAUACCAAACCCUUAUAAUCUCAGGCUAAUUGUUCUUUAGCUGAUGUGACACUCUUGACUUGAUUCUCAGAUCAACAAAAUAUCAAACUGUUACUGUUUUCCUCUCCCUCCAACAGUAAAAGUCAGUACAUUAACUCAAGUACUGUACUUAAGUCAGUGGUUCUCAAAUUAUUUCUGUCACGCCCCCCUUCAGAAGCCGAAAAAAGUUCAUGCCCCCAACCCCCUAGCAGUAAAAGUGGAUUUAAUUUUAACAAUCAUUAGCAAUACAGGCGAAUGAAGGAAAGAAAAGAUUCUGCAAGAUAGCCAUGCUAGCAUCAGAGCACUUUUGUUUAUGUCACCACAUGAUUCAUAUUCAUGCAACUUUAGGUCCGCUCAACAUCCACGCCGUGACUCUAUGCCCCCAACUUUGAUAACCACCGACUUAAGUACAUUUUUGGGGUAUUUGUACUUUUAAUACAUUAAUUAAUAAAUAAUUAAUUUAUUAUUAAAUUUAUGUUGCUUUAUACUUUAUUUGGGCAAAUAUUGUACCUUUUAGUCAACUUCAUUUAUGUGACAGCUAGAGUUACUACUUACUUUGCAGACAAAACUUUAACUUACAAAACUAAUGAUCAGGACCUUUGACAUCAGGGUCAGUUUACGAAAGAUGAAGAGUGAAACAAAACAGUUGAGUGUGGUCUGUGGCUCAGGAAGAGCUUUGUCAAGUCAGAAUAUAAAUCUGAUGAUGUGGGUUUGCAGACUAUGAAUUUAUAACGAAGAAAUUGCUGGUUGCAUUCUAGCCUGGUUCCAGACCUCUGAAUUAUCACCCGCAUCUCAGAUCUGUUCAGCGAUUUAUGUAGGUCUGACAUCGUGCCCAUUUACAGCUGUUUCUCUCAGUUACUGACCAACAAUUGACCAAUCAGACCUUAGUCGGCAGGAUUAAGAAUGGGGACGUCAUCUAUCUACGUAGCUAGCUACCAGGCUACAUCCAUGAAAAAUAGCAACAGAAAGAUGGCGACAAGUGUAGGUGAGAUCGACACAGUUGCACAAGUUGCUGUAACUUCCUUUACAGAAACAACUCUUAAAUCAAUAUGUUUCCUUGAUCAAUGUGAAAAACUUUAAUUGCUCCUAGCAACCGCUGUAGCAGCUUCCAUGUCAACUGAAAAUGGUGUAUGUGGGACGAAUACAUAGUCCCCUCCCAACAAGAAAUCGACUAACAUGAAAACAACGUCAGGCUGAAUGAAUUAAGUGAAACAUAAUGGCAAUUCAGUCUGAUUAUCAGUUGUUGCAUUAUGGGAAAUGUAGGACCCAGCAUUCGUGGAGCUUGACCCACACUGGGAACUAAAUGUCAGAAUAUCUCAGCAACUACAACUUCGACCAUUCUUUUUCUACUUCUCUCUUGUGAGUCUCUCAACUUUUUGGAAGUGUAAUACUAAAUUGCUGGAGUAACCCUUUAAAAUGCUGUAUUAUACACUGUAUUCAUUCAUUUAAAAUGCUGUAUUCAAUUCAAUGAAUACUUAAACUUUUUGAAACUUUUUGCUCCUAAUAAUUCUGUACUUCUACUACUUGUUUAAUGAAUUAUUGGAUAUUGGUACUUUUAGAUCUCAAUACCACCUCCACCACUGCAAUCUUUAGAUUUUGAUUUUGAAAAUUAAUAAUUUCUUUGCUGUCCGGUACUUCCUUCUUAGAAUACAGGCGUAAAAUGUCCAGCAGAGACCUUCGUGACGUGACCUGGCCAAGGUCAGCGGCUACCGAAUGUUGACCCCUCACACCCAACUAUGUGGCCCGGAGGAGUUUGGAGUGGGUGUGCCCUGCAAUGAUGUGCUCACAAAGUCCACAGUGUCCAGACAGUCCUGUGUGCACACCUAGUCCCACCCCUUCUCUCACCCCCUCAGUUGCCUACCUCUCUCCCUCCUUUGCUCCCCUGUACUCUUCUGCUCCUCUCCCGGGGUCAGUUACUCGUUUGAAGUUACUCCUCGAGAAGUUUUUUGGAGACGCUUUGCUCUGUCUGACGCUCAUCCUUCACAGCCACCAUGGUUCACAGCAGCAGUAUCUGCAGAUUCCUCCUCCUUGUGCUCCUAGGCCUCAUGGUAGCCUUUGUACACACAGAGACAGCUGCAGACCCUGCCUCAACAACCAGGGACAACCAGGACACCAUGUCUGGAGAGCCACCCAGUGACGUCACCACCAAAGACCCUUUCCAGGACAUGACGGAGCAGCCCUUCACCUUCGACUACGAGGACACCACACACUCCCAGCCCAUGGACGAGGAGGAAGGGGUACUGGGGCCAGGGGCCAUCACAGCCAUUGUUAUAGCAGUUUUCCUUGGAGCAUCAGUCCUCCUCGCCCUCAUUGUCAUCACGCUCAGGAAGUUCACCACCUCCUAGAGUGAAUACAUCCCAUCUUGUGUGUGUGUGUGUGUGUGUGUGUGUAUGUGUGUGUGUGUGUGUGUGUGUAUGUUUGUAUGUCAUGAGUGUGUCAGCGUUUCUCUUUUGCCUCUCAUCUCAAUUUCUCAACUCUUAACUCGCUCCUUGUCUUUCUUUCAAAGAUGAGUUGUGUCUUUUGCUUUUCUGUAGAUGCUAAAAAAAUGUGGCAGGUCCCUUGACUGACUAUUUACAGAUGUACUCCUGUAAACACUCUUAGUUGUUGCUCAACAUGUCCACUUGUUACUAAAGGUAUAAUGUUAGAACUGGCUGGCUCUUCCAGUGGAAAUCAUAGCAUGUCCAUGUCCAUUUUUCUUCUUUCUUUUUAAGGUCUUACAUGCAUGCUCUAAAGGGUUUUUAACGUUUGUGGGCUGUUUGUCUUGAGAGUUUGAUGUGAAGUGUCCUGCAUGUCUUUGCCUUUAUUUGUACAUGAAGUGUGUGUGUGUAUUUGUGUGCUUUUGUUAGUCCGUGCCUUACUUUUUUUCUUUCAAUAAGAAAGUUAUUUGAGAUUUAUGUGCCUACAGAUGAGGUUUGUAUUAGUCUUUCACAAUGAUUUUAACUUGUGCCAAAAUAAUUUCUAAAAUAUUCCCUUGGUGUCACCCGUGUACAAGUUUCGAAGUUUGUAUUGCACCAUUUACAAACAUUUGUGGAGUCAAAAUAAGAAGAAAACAUUUUUAAAAAGGCUUCUUCGAUGAAUGUAAACAGGGUAUUUGGGUUGUUUGUUUUACCUGCAGAGCAAAUAUAAAGUUAGAGCGUGGAUGAAUGUGUGUUCGCACUCAAGUGAGUGUUUGUAGUUUUUUGUUGUUGUUUUAUUUGGGGGGAUAUUUUAGUAAAAUUAUUGUCUUUUUUCUAUACGCCUCAGAGUCCUCAGUACUUCAGCCAUUCAGCUGGAUGUUGCCGUGGUAAUGUCACUGCCCAAUUAUUUUGUUUGAGAUUUAAGUUGAAUAAAUAAAUCAUAUGCCAAAA
Messenger RNA from Siniperca chuatsi (mandarin fish), 3771 nucleotides. RefSeq names its product secondary ossification center associated regulator of chondrocyte maturation (gene snorc). Gene Ontology annotation, biological process: cartilage development. Bases 2416 to 2769 code for a protein of 117 amino acids. The transcript is spliced from 3 exons. The record is from RefSeq and is a predicted model, not a curated record. Lineage: Eukaryota; Metazoa; Chordata; Actinopteri; Centrarchiformes; Sinipercidae.